GAUGUCGCUGCUCGAGGCGUCCAUUCUCGAGAAGCUGGAGCUAGGGCGCGAUCUCCCGAUCGCGGAAUGGGAGCGCCUCGACGGCGAGCGCUGCGCUCAGGAGCAAGCGAUGCUCGCGGCGGAGCGCGAUCGGCUUCGCUUGUCGCUUCAAUCCGCGGAUCCGGCGCUUGCCCUGGCCACCGACAAGAAUCUGGAGUUCUGCGCGAAUGCCGUGGCGCAGAUGAGGAGAGACGAUGUCGAGCUUAGAAGGCUUCUCGAGGUCGCCAAAACUUUCUCGAAGCAACUUAACGAUGUGGAGACGCUGAAGAAGGCAAAUGUGCUGCUUGAAACCUCUCAGGCAAGCAUGGCUUCGCAAAUCCAAGCCUUGAAGCUCGAAGUGGGUGGACUGAAAGCCAGGGCUGUGGGAAAAUCGGCGAACUUGGCCAGUCCACAGAUAUUUGUCAUGGGUGGCUACGAUGAUACUGCUCUCGUGAAAGCUGCGGAAGUAUACUCGUUUAAAUCAUCGCAGUUCACGCCAGCUUGCUCCAUGCUCAUCCCGCGAUCUUCCGCCGCGUCGAGCGUUUUGGACGAUCGCAUUUACGUGUUUGGUGGUGGAGAUGGGAAGAACUGGUUCGACACAACUGAGCGUUACGACUCUAUCAGUAAUAGCUGGAGCAAAUGCAGCUCGAUGAAAUACAAGCGUGGUAACUUAGCAGGAGCAACAGUCGGCGGUAAAGUGUAUGCUCUUGGCGGCGGUAACGGUAAAGCCCAGUUUUCUCAAGUGGAAUGUUACGACGCCAACCUUGGUACUUGGACGUCUUCUCCGAGCAUGCUCGAAAAGCGUUACAUGGUAGCAGCUGCUGAGAUUGGUGGAGCUUUGUAUGCUCUGGGCGGCUUUGACGGUAGACACUAUCUCAGGACUAUGGAGCGCUUUGAUCCUCGUGAAUCUGUCUGGACGAAGAUGCCAUCGAUGACGUCCAAGAGAGGCAGCUUAUCCUCGGCUGUCUCAAACGGGAAACUGUAUGCGCUGGGAGGUUUCGAUGGUUCUGGAUUUCUUUCGACCGUCGAGGCUUUUGAUCCUCGUGCUGACCGCUGGGAAACGGUUCAACCCAUGGGGUGCGCAAGAGCUUACGGUACUGCAGUCACUGUCAAUGGCGCCAUCCACGUUAUCGGUGGACUGCAAACAAUGAAUGUUCUUUGUGAUACUUGCUACGUGUACCGAGAGGAAUCGGGCUGGACGAAGUUCGGACCAUCCGGAUGGAAGCGCAGCUUUCUCACCGCGGCAGUACUAUAGGCAAGAUUGAUGCCAUGCAUCUCUGGUACAUAACUUACAUAAUCUAAAUGAUGGUUUUAAAACGUUUGUCUGGUUUCUCACGCACGAGGUCCAGGCAGGCCGAUAAGUCUGGGCGAGUUGGUGAAAGUUUUAUGAUGAUCCUGUAAGCAAACAAAAGAACAGUUUCGUUGAAA
Messenger RNA from Selaginella moellendorffii, 1446 nucleotides. RefSeq names its product kelch-like protein 5. The coding region runs from base 2 to 1273 and encodes 423 amino acids. Gene Ontology annotation, molecular function: protein binding. NCBI's taxonomy places the organism in Eukaryota, Viridiplantae, Streptophyta, Lycopodiopsida, Selaginellales, Selaginellaceae. The record is from RefSeq and is a predicted model, not a curated record. Gene Ontology annotation, biological process: response to endoplasmic reticulum stress. The transcript has 9 exons.